AUUCUUAUUUCGUAGUCAGUUGGGACAUCUGUUAGGACUUAAGCACAAGGAGAGUUUCAACCAAGAAGUAUAGCCUAUUAGGUGGGUGAUCCUCAAGGCUUAAGUACUACAUCAUGUAGUUUAUUCUACUCAAUGUGAGACUUGUAUUAUUGUCAUCCCCUUUAAGGGCCGAUGUCCCUGAUAGCUUUCACCCUAUUGACAAUGACCCAAUGGUUACUAGUUUCUCUUUGUUGGCUUCAAUCACGUAUCUGAGUUUGGUUUGUGCCCUAAUCUAGCUUAGACAGUUCUUUCCAUAGCUCAACUCUGAAUGAACGUACCAACUUUUAGAAUUUAAGCAUAGAAGAAACUUAACCCAAAAGACUAAUCCAUUAGAUGAGAACCUCAAGAUUUAAGUACCACAUGAAGUAGUUUGUUCUAGUUGCUGUGAGAAUUCUACCAACCUUCCAUAAGAAGAAGAUUUAGCAGUGAUUGUACAACAUUUAGCUUAGAGUCUUUCUCAUUAUUAUAAAUAAAGUUGGAGGAUCAUCUUAGUGUAUAUUUCAGCUUAUCCAUAGUUUAAGUGGCCAUUUACACAAUAAAACAUAUCCAGUUUAAGAUUCCCUGAUACUGUUAUUUUGAGACUUAGGUGAACAUAAACCCUAUACUUGGUGUUGAGCUUAUAGGGGCUUCAACAUCUUCGGUAGGUCACUUCUUUGUAUUGAUGUUUUAUAACCAACUUUAACUUAUUUUUCCCUUCAAAUAUCAAUUGACCUGAGGUGAGUGUAUAGUGCUGUAGUUUCAACUUCAAAUAUGCAAAUAGUUUCAACUUCUUGGGUAGAAAAUGUGGCUGUACUGCUUUAGUUCGAAAAAAGUCUUGUAAGGUUUAACUAGUAACAACGUGUUUGGAUAUGCAAUUGAAGAUAAAAUUUCACGUUCCAGUGCACCAAAACAGAAGCAACAUUGCUGUUGCUUUAACCAAAAAGCUGGUUAUGUUUAGUGUAAAUUCGUUCCAAACAUGCACUAACAAUUGUCUAUGGGGGACUAUAACGGUUGCUAGUGUAUGGUUCUGUGAUGGUGUAGUGCCUCUUGUGUAGUGCUAUAUUCUUAGCUUUACCACUAUAAAAACUGUAUGUUGUGUCUUUCUGAACAGGAUUUAUUGUUCUUUGUAAUGUUUUUUGUAGGAGUUUGUGAUCUGAGCAUAAAGAUGGAGCUGAGUAGCAUCAAAGAUGCAUUUGAUCGUGUAGCCAAAAAGCAAAAAUUAUCCUCUUCCAAGUCUCAGGAAGUUGUUGACCAGGUGGGGCGUGAAAUUGAGCAGGCAUUGGCAGCAAUUCAGUCAUCCCGUGACCUCUCUUCUCCUGCUGACCAGAAAUCCGUUCUCACAGAACUUAAGUUCAAGAUUAAUGCUAUUGGACCACUUCAACAGUUGGAAGGUUCAAAUAAGGAAGUGAACGGAAGUAUUAUCAAGUAUCAAAGGCCCCUUGAAAAAUUGUUAAAUCCUGACAUAUCUAAGGCAUACAGAAAUGUGGACUUUGAUACUCGUAUUAUCAAUCAGAUCAUUGCAAACCACUUUUACCGUCAAGGUUUAUUUGAUCUUGGAGAUAGCCUCGUAAAUGAGGCUGGAGAGCCUGAUGCAACUGCACUUAGAUCUCAAUUUUUAGAAAUGCAUCAGAUUAUUGGAGCUAUGAGGGAGAAAAACCUUCAGCCUGCUCUGACAUGGGUCUCUGCUAAUCGAGAGAAACUUGAUCAUAUUGGUUCUAAUCUUGAGCUUAAGAUUCACAGACUGCAGUUUGUAGAGGUCCUGCAAAAUGGGACACGAGCUGAUGCCUUAAAAUACGCCCGAACUUAUCUUGCUCCUUUUGCUUCCCUCAACAAGGACGAGUUCCCAAAGCUCAUGGGUUGCCUCUUGUAUGCAGGAAGGCUAGAGAGCUCCCCUUAUUCUGAGUUGAUGUCCCCAAUUCAUUGGGAGAUGACAACUGAAGAGCUCGCACGGCAGUUUUGUACUCUCUUGGGGCAGUCCUAUGAGAACCCACUGAGUGUAGCAGUUGCUGCAGGAGUUGAGGGGUUGCCCACCUUGUUAAAGCUGGCAAAUGUAAUGGCAGCUAAGAAGCAAGAGUGGCAGGAAAUGAAACAGUUGCCGGUGCCUGUAGAAUUGGGUAAGGAAUUUCAGUUUCACUCCAUUUUUGUUUGCCCUGUGAGUAGGGACCAAGGAAGUGAAGAGAAUCCUCCAAUGCUGUUGCCAUGCUUACAUGUCCUUUGCAAGCAAUCAAUUAUGAAGUUAUCAAAAAACAGCACCCGAACAUUCAAGUGUCCAUAUUGUCCAGCCGAAGCGACAGUUACACACUGCAGACAACUGUAUUUCUGAUGAUGUUUGUGUUCCGUACAUUUCAUUUGUGCAAUACAUCAUUUACAGCUUUCUGGUUGUAUAUAAAUAUUCCAAAAUAUCUGUUACUUUUGAUAAGACCAACGAGUGAAUAAAAGUUGAAAGAACCUGUCUAUAUAGCCGGGAGCUCCGUCCA
Messenger RNA from Vigna umbellata (rice bean), 2495 nucleotides. The record is from RefSeq and is a predicted model, not a curated record. Lineage: Eukaryota; Viridiplantae; Streptophyta; Magnoliopsida; Fabales; Fabaceae.